Corylus avellana is the source of this 1603-nucleotide messenger RNA. RefSeq lists its product as uncharacterized. The record is from RefSeq and is a predicted model, not a curated record. NCBI's taxonomy places the organism in Eukaryota, Viridiplantae, Streptophyta, Magnoliopsida, Fagales, Betulaceae.
AAGUCAAGCAUUUCUCGUUAAAAUAUGCGAAGUUGUGGAUUGAUGCGAAUGCAACAACUUCUCAUGAUUCUGAGCGUCUUAGGUUCCUCUGUUGAGAGAAUAACAAGAUAUUUAUUAAAGUGGCAGUUGCUCUUAAAACAUAGGUUUCCACAUAGAAAUGAGAAAUAUUAAUUUGAGAGUAAUGAAUAAGCGGUCUCCUUAAUUAAUUUAGUGUAAAGAAUUGUAACGUUUAAGGAAAUUAUUUGAUAUAAAUCUUUGAAAUGAAUGUAGUAGAAAUUUUUAUGUGUACGUAAAGGAACGUGGGAAUAGGACAUUUUUGGCAUCGUGUUUAGAGUGCCAGUCGUCGGAAAGCUGGAGCGCAACAUGUGCACGACAGAAACACUGAGCCUCAACCACUCCCACCACUGGCUUCCUUUCUCUUUCGCUCCCCACACGAUAAAUUCCAAAUUCAGUGGUUUCGGAUCCCCUACAAAACCCCAAACGAUGCACGCCACCGAUUCCGACGUGACGAGCCUAGACGCGUCGUCGCAUGGGUCACCGAAGCCCGCCGUGUACUACGUGCAGAGCCCCUCGCGUGACUCCCACGACGAUGGCGACAAGUCGUCCUCCGCGCAUGCCACGCCGGCCUUCAACAGCCCAAUGGACAGCCCCUCGCACCCUUCUUACGGCACCUUCCGAUCUGGUUCACGCUCCUCCUCCGCCAGCCGCUUCUCCGGCGGGAAGCUCGACCGGAAGCGGGACGACAAGGGCUGGCCCAAUUGCGACGUGAUUCAAGAGGAAGGGAUCUACGACGAGCUCUAUGGUGAUCGUCGAGGGCUUUCGAGGAGUUGCCAGCUUCUGAUUGCGGUGCUUGGGUUCGUUGCCAUUUUCAGCGUCUUCUGUUUGAUUCUUUGGGGUGCCAGUCGGCCGUACAAAGCUCGCGUCAGUGUCAAGCGCUUGACUGUGCAUAAUUUUUAUAUCGGGGAAGGAUCGGAUUCGACGGGAGUCCCAACCAAGAUGCUGACAAUGAAUUCUUCAGUGGAGAUGAGUGUUUAUAACCCAGCUACAUUUUUCGGCAUUCAUGUCAGCUCCACGCCUGUCAAUCUUAUGUAUUCACAGCUUGCAGCAGCAACUGGUAAGUUGAAGAAAUACUAUCAACCGAGAAAGAGCCACCGAACAGUGUCUGUGAACCUCCAAGGAAACAUGGUUCCUCUAUAUGGGGUUGGGGCGAGCUUAAUUGUCUCAGAAAAGAAUGGAGAAGUUCCAAUGAUGCUAGCCUUUGAAGUCAAGUCACGAGGGAAUGUGGUUGGAAAAUUGGUGAGGUCAAACCAUCGUAGGCAUAUCUCGUGUUCUUUGGUUAUCGACUCUCGUAAGAACAAACCCAUCAAAUUGAAAGAAGAUUCAUGUACAUAUGAUUGAGUGAGAAAGAAGGUUUUCUUGAAAUGAUCGAUGAUGUAGCUGUUUUCAGCCAUCCACCACCUUACUAUCCGAUUAGAAGACGAUAGUUUAUUACUUUAUUUUACAGAGACCACUGCCACCGAUGAAGAGCUGUAACUUGUAGAGAUUCUGGAGGUCUAAUCUAUAAUUUUUAACUCUAGACGAAGAGGAGAAGAAAGCGCAGUAA